AUGGUCCUGGCCAUGAAACUUCUGUUCCUCACCUGCCUGUGGCCGACAGCAGUGCUACACAGUUCUCAAAGUCAGCAUCACCAUCUUCAUCAUCGGCAACAGUUCUCAUUCUUAAGAAAGCAUAACAGCAAACGAGAAAUUAAAAUGAGGAAACUUGACAGCACCAAAGUACGGCCACUUAAAUCUGAGCAGCUUCUUCGUAUAGAGGACCAUGACUUUGCACUGAGACCUGGAUUUGGAGGGUCGCCAAUACCUGUGGGCAUUGAUGUGCAGGUAGAAAGCAUUGACAGCAUAUCUGAAGUUGACAUGGACUUCACAAUGACUUUAUAUCUCAGACAUUACUGGAAGGAUGAGAGACUUUCAUUUCAUAGUAACAAAAACAAAAGCAUGACUUUUGAUGGAAGACUGAUAAAAAAGAUCUGGGUACCUGAUGUAUUUUUUGUACACUCCAAAAGAUCUUUCAUCCAUGAUACAACUGUGGAAAACGUCAUGCUCCGAGUAUACCCUGAUGGCAAUGUACUCUUCAGUCUACGAAUAACAGUUUCUGCUAUGUGUUUCAUGGAUUUCAGUAGGUUUCCUCUGGACACUCAGAACUGUUCUUUAGAACUGGAAAGCUAUGCAUACAAUGAAGAUGAUCUGAUGUUAUACUGGAAACAUGGAAACAAGUCCCUGAGCACAGAUGAGCACAUCUCCCUCUCCCAGUUUUUCAUCGAAGAAUUCAGUGCUUCCAGUGGACUAGCUUUUUACAGCAGUACUGGCUGGUAUAAUCGACUUUUUAUAAAUUUUGCGCUCCGGAGACAUAUUUUCUUUUUUGUGCUACAAUCCUAUUUCCCAGCCAUGCUGAUGGUGAUGCUGUCUUGGGUUUCAUUUUGGAUUGACAGAAGAGCUGUUCCUGCUAGAGUAUCACUAGGUAUAACGACAGUGCUGACAAUGUCAACCAUCAUGACAGGAGUAAGUGCCUCAAUGCCUCAAGUGUCUUACAUAAAGGCUGUGGAUGUGUAUUUAUGGAUCAGCUUCCUUUUUGUCUUCCUGUCUGUCAUCGAGUAUGCAGCAGUGAACUAUCUCACCACAGUUGAAGAGAGAAAGCAACUAAAAAAAAGGGGCAAGGCUUCAGGAAUGUAUAGUAUUGAUGCAGUGCAAGCAAUGGCUUUCGACGGCUGCUUUCACGACACAGACGUGGACGUGGACCUGACUCCUUUCUCAGACCGUUGUGAAGAGAACGAGACUCGGGCACGUGCUGCCAGCGUCUCCAAUGUGGACACAACUCGCGUAAAGAGGAAGAGAUCUCUGAAGGGAAGUGUGGGCAGGAUUAUUUUACAGAACAAUCAUGUUAUUGACACAUAUUCCAGGAUUAUAUUUCCCAGUGUGUAUAUUGUGUUCAACUUUUUUUACUGGGGUUUGUACAUAUGA
Messenger RNA from Egretta garzetta (little egret), 1410 nucleotides. RefSeq names its product gamma-aminobutyric acid type A receptor subunit rho3 (gene GABRR3). Gene Ontology annotation, molecular function: extracellular ligand-gated monoatomic ion channel activity; GABA-A receptor activity; neurotransmitter receptor activity. NCBI's taxonomy places the organism in Eukaryota, Metazoa, Chordata, Aves, Pelecaniformes, Ardeidae. The record is from RefSeq and is a predicted model, not a curated record. Gene Ontology annotation, biological process: regulation of membrane potential; monoatomic ion transmembrane transport; chemical synaptic transmission. Gene Ontology annotation, cellular component: synapse; membrane; neuron projection. The transcript has 9 exons. The coding region runs from base 1 to 1410 and encodes 469 amino acids.